Messenger RNA from Dicentrarchus labrax (European seabass), 1530 nucleotides. RefSeq names its product crumbs homolog 3a (gene crb3a). The record is from RefSeq and is a predicted model, not a curated record. The coding region runs from base 335 to 763 and encodes 142 amino acids. Lineage: Eukaryota; Metazoa; Chordata; Actinopteri; Moronidae. The transcript is spliced from 4 exons.
GCGAUGUGAAAAAAAAAAAAAAACUACUUUACAUGAAAGACCAACUGGUAGUGCAGUCGAGGAUGUAGUCCGGUGACCUACAGGGGUCCUUUCAAGUAUUUCAGUGGCACGGUGAACCUAUUUUUUUUUUUUUUUUUUUGGGGCUGUCUUAAGAUGUUACCUGUUAUUUUUCACUGGACUAAACCAUUUGUUGCGGUUUCAUUUUUGACAAGGUGAGGCGGAAGCAACAUGGUUCGUGCGUAAAGAAUCAACCUGCUCCAUGUUUCCCGUUUUGCUUCAAACACCUGAAAACGGCCUAAGGCUGUUCAAGGGAGGUGAUAAAUCCACACAGUGAAUGCUGGACGUAACGAAAUGGACCCAAGCUGAUGCCCCAAAGUCCCAUUCUGCCCUCAGUUGGCCCUGCUGGUCACAGGUAGCGAUGGCAGCGUGUCAGGAGGUGCCGGCCAUACCUGGAGUUGUGGUUGGUGGUGUUUUACUGCUGGUACUAAGCAGUAAUCCGGUGUGGGGGAAUUAUACUGCUGUUGAAAGUGAAACCGGUUCUAAUACUACUGGUGGACCCAACAUUGCAGCUAUUGUAGCCCCUACGGUCAUCUUGGGUGUUCUGGCCAUAGUCUUGGCUGUUCUCGCCUGGCUCCUCCUCGUGGUGAAAAAGAAGAGACAGACUGAAGGGACGUAUAGACCCAGUGCUGAGGAGCAGUCCGGUGCAAGCAGUGUGACGGCACCAGAUGCACUAAAGUUACCAAAGGAGGAAAGACUCAUUUGAGAUUUUGUGCUGUAUGUUUUGGACAAACUCCUGUAACGACACAGGCUGCAAACGUUUGCAUGACAGCGUUCCUGUGUGACAAAGCUCUCUGCCUUGAGCUGAUCAAUGAAAGAAAAUCUCCCUGUGUUUCUCAACAAGCUCUGGGUGGUUCCUGCAUGACACUUUGAAGAAAAGCACCUGGAUGUUUGGAUCUAGUGGAUUUCAAGGACAAUUUCAACAUUUCAAGGAGGUUUUGAACAUUUCUUCUGCACAAAUGAAACAGUAUUUUAUCACCACUAAUAAUUUUAGUUUAGAGAUGUUUUUUUUGUUUUGCUUUAGUUGCCUUAAUAUGCCAUUUACCAUGUAGCUGUAGUUGAUUUGAUCCAGUCUAUUAUGAACUAAUGUUACCAGCAAAAUCAAUACAGAUCUUUUACCUCAAACUUUUACCUCUGAGAGCUCUGAUGAGUCCAUUGCAUUUAAAAUUGAGAUAGUGAGUCAUUUUAGCCCAAUAAUGAGUGUUAUUAAGACAGCUAAAAAUAAGGUUAUACUGACGAAUUAUACUGACCAAAAGCAAGCGAUUGUUUACAAUUAUUCAUUAAGUAAUCAAACCAAUUUAAAAUCACAUUAUUUCCAAUUGUCCAUAAUUUCAUCAGAUCAACAAUGCAGUGCAUAAUGCAUCAUAAUCAAGCAGAUAUGUUUUACAAUGUCACAUGCUUAUGCUGUUGUCAAAUAAAUAACAAAUUGUUUGUAAAAUAAUAGUUGAGUAAUUAAAGUUUACUAAGCAUUGA